AGAAAGAGGAGACUGGGCUUGAACGAGCCGGACAGGUUCCUCGCUCGAGUCUCCUCGCCCCGAGCCGCGCCUAAACCAGGAAGUCGCAGCUGUCGGAAACGGUCUCCUGAAGCGCCGGGAGCGUCUUUCUUUCCAAGACCAGCCGGCAGCCGCCACCAUCUCCUCGCUUUCGGUUGCAAGAUAUGUGACUCAUGUUCGCAUAUUUGGAUGAAUGGCAAGUUGGAGUACUCACAUUCCAGAAAAUGAAUCUGAAUUUCUUGGCAUCUAUAACACCAAAUAAUUUGGGACCCCAGAACUCCAUCACUUCAUAAUUCUUUUAAAAUACAGCAUUUCAGUUAUGACUUUUAAUGUGAAAAAAGAGCUAAACAUAUAACUUAAAUAUUUUCAGGAUUCUGAUCAUUUUUGUUCAAUACAUGUUUCUUCUAUAGAAUGGAAUACAAAGAUAAUGCCUUCUGUUUGAAUUUAUGUUUAUCCUUAUGAUAGAGCUGAUAUCCUUAAUUUAAGAUUUUUAAGAUUUUAACUACAAUCCUAUCAACUCUGACUUAAAAAUUGGUUCAAGAGAACUCAGUGGGCUUAUAUUUAAAAAAGGAGUGCAUAAACUGAUGGCAUGAAAAUGUUCUAUUUGUAUAAAGUCAGGUAUAUGGGAAAAGAAUUAACCACUCAGUGAUUGGUAACAUCAAGGAACCAAUGUAAUCAGCAUUACAUUUUGGUUUACUGAAAACGUGGAACAAACAUCUGAACCUGGUACUCAUGUAAAUGGCUGAACUUCCACCUGGGAUUCGUUUGAUCACUUCGUUUACAAAAGAUCAAUGGUAUAAGGCUUUCAUAUUUGUCUUGACUUUCAUGCUGUACGUUAGUUUUCAUUUAUCAAGGAAGCCAAUCAGUAUAGUUAAGGGAGAACUGCAUAAACACUGUACAACUCUUCAAAUUAGUGAGAGGGAUGCCUAUAAAGAACAUGCCAUCCACAUUCCAUCUGUUAAAACAUUACAUAAUGAUUCUCGCUGUGGAUGGAAACCUUUUGAUAAAAGCAACUACAAGCAGUUAUUAGGAGCCCUGGAUUAUUCAUUUCUAUGUGCUUAUGCUGUCGGAAUGUAUCUGAGUGGCAUAAUAGGGGAGCGUUUGCCUAUCCGAUACUAUCUCAGUGGUGGCAUGCUUGCCAGUGGAUUCUUCACUGCAUUAUUUGGAAUUGGCUAUUUCUGUAACAUACAUAAUUUGUGGUUCUACAUCAUUGCUCAGGUAGCUAAUGGAAUGGUACAAACUACUGGCUGGCCCAGUGUGGUCACCUGCAUUGGCAACUGGUUUGGAAAAGGAAGAAGAGGAUUGAUAAUGGGAUUAUGGAAUUCACACACUUCAGUCGGAAAUAUAUUAGGAUCCUUAAUAGCUGGCUACUGGGUAUCUACUUGCUGGGGUCUGUCUUUUGUGGUACCUGGCAUUAUAAUAUCCUUAAUGGGGAUUAUAUGCUACCUGUUUCUUAUUGAACAUCCUAAGGAUGUAAACGAUACAGUCAAAUCAUCAACUAAACCUUACCUGAAAUGCUCGAGUAAAUUCAGGAUUUUGAAGCCAGCUGUAAGCAGUAAGGUAACAGAGACAUCUCAGGAUCCAGAAAUGCAUUGUCUGCUACCAAGCAAUGAGAAUUGCACAAAGCCAUUGAAUCUUAAUGGAGGACAUGAACACUUUGAAAAUGGAAAUGCUGCAAUAAGUUUCACUGGAGCUUUGCAAAUACCUGGAGUGGUAGAAUUUUCUCUCUGCCUAUUAUUUGCCAAAUUAGUCAGCUACACUUUUCUUUUCUGGCUUCCACUAUAUAUCACUAAUGUCGAGCAUCUUGAUGCCAAAAGGGCAGGUGAUCUUUCUACCCUAUUUGAUGUUGGAGGAAUCUUUGGUGGAAUUUUAGCAGGUGUAAUAUCAGACCGACUCAAAAAAAGGGCUACAACUUGUGGCAUGAUGCUGUUGAUAGCUGGACCCACUCUGUAUAUAUUUUCUGCGAUCAGUAAAAUGGGAUUAGAGGCCACAAUAAUUAUGCUGCUCAUCUGUGGAGCUCUUGUAAAUGGUCCAUAUGCAUUGAUCACAACAGCUGUCUCUGCUGACCUGGGUACCCAUAAAAGCCUUCAUGGAAACGCAAAAGCACUCUCAACUGUUACAGCCAUCAUUGACGGAACAGGCUCCGUAGGUGCAGCAUUGGGACCAUUGUUAGCUGGUCUUCUUUCUUCAUCUGGUUGGAACAAUGUCUUUUACAUGCUGAUGAUAGCAGAUGCCUGUGCCUUACUGUUUUUACUCCGCCUUAUACGAAAGGAACUUCGAUGUAGUCUUGACCAGACCUUGUUUAAGGAACACUAACUUUUAGGCAAGAGAUUUAUUUAAAACAAUUGUUUUUGAAGAGGUUAAUCCAGAAAUCCUACUUGAUCCUUCUGAGAGGAAAGCUGCUAUAUAAAAGUCAUUGCACAUCUUUCUUUGGAUUGCUGAUAUCCCUGGAAAUAAUAUUUGCAUGCAAAUCGCAUUUCCUGAAAAGCUUAUACGGUUAUUUUUAGACAUCAGAAUUUUGACUCUUUUGCACCUCCCCUCUUAACUUUGCACAUUAGCAUCGGGAAUGUAACAAUAUGAAACAAAGGAUCUCCUAGCUAUUCUACAUAGCAGAACUGAGCCAAAGAAAAGUGCCUUUAUCUUCACUUUGUCAAAAUAUUAUACUACAUGAUUGCUUUUAUGUUUUGAGAGAAUAUAGAGAUUGAAGACAAAAAGUGAGGGGAAUAAAUUAACUCUGGAUACUUUUUUGUAAUGUGGUAAAAAUGAGCAAAAUGUGGACUCAGAUGUCUGUCCUGUUAUGUCAUGUUUACUUUUUGUUUAAAAAAAAAAACGACUGUUGAAUAUACAAUAAUUCCUGUUCAAAAUAUUCAACUUUUUCUAUUGUUAUUAAUAUCUCUCGUUGUACAAUUAAAUAUUGAACUUGAAUAUUUUUAUAGCUGAUUACUAAUUAGAGGCAAGUAACUUGCAUUAACAGAACUUUCAAGGCAUUUCAGAAUGAUAAUAUCUGUUAGGCUGCUUGAUUUUUGAAACUGAUUGAAGUGGAAAUGGAUUUGAAAGUAAUAUUCAAUAGUUACUGCAGCUGUUGUAUUUAUUCUCUCCCAUAGGUAUUUUUAAUUUGAGGAAAACAUUAUAAAGUAAAUUCAUAAAUGCUGAACAAAUUUACUAGUUGAUAUUGUUGACAUAAAUUUGAUAUAUGUGGGAGAUUUAUUUAGAUGGCCUCUGCAAUGGGCUUGCUGGGACUUUCCCCCUCAUUUUGUUUAUGCAGAACUGCCCCAGCAUCCAAUUUGAAUGGUGUAAAAACUCAUAUUUUCAUGACAAUACAUUUGCAAGAAUCCUUCAUUAUAUAUUUCUCUGUGAAACCUUAGAACUGCCCUGAAUGCAUUUGACUGAUUUGAUUCUUGUUUAUUAGUGCGUUUUGAAAAGGACAAAACAGUAUGCAAUUAUUAAAUUACUUAUUUACUUA
This is a messenger RNA of Crotalus tigris (Tiger rattlesnake), 3481 nucleotides long. RefSeq names its product solute carrier family 37 member 1 (gene SLC37A1). The transcript is spliced from 20 exons. Gene Ontology annotation, molecular function: glucose 6-phosphate:phosphate antiporter activity. Gene Ontology annotation, cellular component: endoplasmic reticulum membrane. Bases 757 to 2334 code for a protein of 525 amino acids. The record is from RefSeq and is a predicted model, not a curated record. Gene Ontology annotation, biological process: glucose-6-phosphate transport; phosphate ion transmembrane transport. NCBI's taxonomy places the organism in Eukaryota, Metazoa, Chordata, Lepidosauria, Squamata, Viperidae.